AUGUUCUUGCAAUUGUUCCAUGCAACUUUGAUGAUAUUUGUGGUAUGGAUAUAUUUAAGUUUCAGUGUGGGUUCAGUGCCACUUCCAGAAAGUACCACUACGAUAUCGUUGCCUAUGAAAUUUUUGAAAUCUAGUGCCAUUACAUCGAUGUCGGGUAUUCCGGGUAUUACGGAAACAAAAGAUGCAAGGAACGAGAUUGUUCGUGCAACAAAAAUUGAUAGGUUACCCGCUUCGGUUCCUAUCAAUCUUUUUCGAUUGCCACCCUCUCCAGCAAAUUUGCUAAAACCCGAUGGAUUUCAAUUUUAUACAUACAACGAGAGAGGUGACAUGAUUACAAGGCAAAUGACAAUGCAAGAAAUUCAAGCCUUAAUCGCAAGUGGAGGUCCGGAUCAUUCUAACGUAGAGAUCCAUGAGCCACAAAAAGCUGAGGAUAUUCUUACGGGCGGAAAAAAGGUAAUGGAUGUUGUGGAAAAAGUGCAAAACGUGCUGAAAAGUGCUUUGGGUAAACCAUUGUCGACGCUCACUGGUUCACAUCCGACGAUUCCGGAAAAGGUAAAUGUCGAGUGGAGUAAUAUAUUGCCAGCUAUUUUGGCCGGUGACAAAUAUGGAAAUAAGAUUGAAGAAACUCAUUACGUUGAAACGCAAACUUCGAAAGUGACGUCUAUGUUUACCGCUCAGAACGAUUCAUUUAUCGAUUUAUUAAAAUCUAACAUAAGUGAAACAGUUCCGUUGAAGGAACUUGAAGAUAUUGUUAAAUACACUGAAGAAAACGAAGAAGUAAUCAUGCAUUCUGCAAAAAACGAAACGCAAGAUUCGCUAUCAGCGAUUACACCAGAAACUACGACGGUCUCUUACACAGAAAAAUUAAUGAUACCGGUGCCGGUUAUUAUAACUGAACAAAACAGUGAAUUGAUCACACAAUAUACCACUUCCAGUCCCAUUUUGUACAAGAUGACUGAAGUUACCGUAUCGUUAGAAAAUGCCACAUACGACUAUCAAAAUCACGAUAAUAACAAUUUGACAUUUAUAAAUGCAGUUACAAAUCCAACAACCAAAAGUAAUUACGAUAAUACGAGUUUUAUAAACGAACCUUUAGAUGUAAAAGAUAAUUGUUCAAGUGUCGAGGAAGUUACCGACAGUAUCGAUUCAUUGAAAAUGCAGACGAAGGUAAAACCAACAACCGAUACUCUUACAGACAAUGCUAAAAUUCCGUCAAACAUGCAAACAUCAUCUAUGUUGGAUCUGAACGAAGUUGAAACGUUAGUCGCUAAUGAACCAUUCACCAUGUUGCCGUUACAGUCUUCCGUAUCCUUCCCUACUGUGAGUAUAAAUAAAUAUGGGACAACCAUACUCACAGAAUCAUCGACGAUUGUACACGAUGCAGUAACCAAGCUAAGUAAUAUCGUGCCAACGCAACCUUUAAAACCAUCGUCUAUGGAGUUAGUAAUAAACUCUUUAUCAAAUGUGAUUAGCCAAGUUUCCGAACAAGUUCCACCUGCCUUGCCGAUCUCUUCUGUAUUUGAAUCGAUUCCUAGUAAAAACGAUGCGGAGAUAUAUAACGGUUCGAAAAUUACAAUAUCAACGAUUCCUACAACAACGCAUCCUUCGAUAACUAGGGAAGACUGGCUAGGAAAUACAAAUGAUACAUUUGCAGAGCGUAUUCAAGUAUCACCGACUGAAACGACGGUAAAGUUCAAAGUGGAUCAAGAGAAAAUUUCUUCCAUUACAUCGCCCGUCCCCGUUAUAACCACGAAUAUGGCAGAUAUGGAGAAAAUGACCAACUAUUCUGAUAUUUCAAUCAAAUAUGACACUACGCAUACCGUAUCGAACGGUCAGUUGGAUUUAAAUGUAACCAAAGCAACAACAAAAAUUAACGAGACAGUUAACGAUUUCAAUCCUUUGCAACCGAUAGCGAUUAUCCACGGUAUACUUCAUACUGCUUCAACCGAAACAAAUACAAUUGCCACGGAAACGCUCACAUUACCAAACGAUUUGUCGGAAAAUGUAUUACCUAACACUUUAGCAAGUUCACUUAUCGCAGGUUUUGAAUUAUCCAGUCCGAACAAAAUACAGAAUGUAUUUAAUAACGCAACAACAUCGUUUCCCUAUAGGGUUAAUUUAACAGAUAUUACGACAAAUUCGAAAUUAAAUCUUUCUAAUAUAGUUGUAGGUAAUAUCAGUAACAGAGAGAAAGAAGAUUUUAUGAACGAAAAUGAAAUUCAACGUACCUCUACAACAAAGGAGGACGUGCUUACUGAAAUUUCUUCUAAAGAUGUAAUAACGUUAAAAACAACGGAUCGGAUGGUGUUGGAAUCUUCUCAAUCGCAAAAUGACCAACUAACAGUCACUUUAGAACCAACGAGCGUAUCAUUCUCCGUUAUCAACGCUACCGUCAAAAAUACCGUUACGAAUGAAAUUGGUGUUUCAUUGGUAAAUAAUACAUAUAUCGAGCAUACUUUUAAUCCUACGUAUGAAAUCGUAAUAUCAAGUAACGAAAGCUCGAAAAACGCGAAUAUAACAAUUCCUACGAUACCAACACUUGAAAAAGAUCCUCAAGUGGUAUUACAGAGCAAUGAUAAGACAUCUACGAUUCAUCUGGACGAUACAACAGAAAUAUCAUUUUCAGAGCUUGAUAAACAAAAUCUAUAUCACACUGUGACAAUCUCUGAUGAAGUAUCGACGAAUACGAGUGAAUCCGUUACCGUUAUUCCCUAUUCAUCCAACGCAGAAGAACAAUCCGCACAGAAGCAGCAUCAGAAUCAUGACAUACCUGUGAAAUUAUCGAAUUCAACGAAUGCAGUUACACCAAGUUUCGCAAAAGAGACGGGGCAACAGCGGAAAAAUGGCACAGAUCAUAUUUCGAGUAUCACCGUGACAUCUUUCAAUGAUGAGAAACCUUUCGUGGCCGUUCCUCAAUGGAACGCAACGAGCAACGUACAAAGGAUAUCGUUGGAAGACGGGAUUAGGCAUUCUUCGAACACAACUACCACUCUAAAUUCCAUCACGAAAGAAUCAAAUGAGGUUAAAGGAAUUAUAAGUGCCACGAUAAAUUCGAUAGAUUGGGACAGAUUGGAGAAUAAAACCAAAAGGCCGAGUGAAUCAUAUGAGAGCAAUGUCGGUGAAAAUAACUCAAUAGGAAUGCAAUUCUUAGGAGUCGUAGAUAAAAUACAUAAUAAAUCGCAAGUAAAUCAGAUAUUCGAGGAUUCAGGAAAUUUAACGUCUCCGAGCAAAAUAAAUAAUACGGGGAUAAACUCACAGCAGAUAUGGCAAAGAAUAUCAUUGCAUCCGAUCACUCCGCUCAAUCCUGUGUCAACAGAAGUAAAUCCUAUUGCAGGCACAAUUGAGCAUUCAGAGAUAUCCAAGCAUCCAGAGGCACCAACAGUGUCGACCAUGCUGGAAACGAAUGCAACGGAAAUGAAAACGCAUUUUCAAUUGCCUCCGACGAACAAAUUAACCGAAGCGGAAUUAACUGUGCCUUUAGAUGGCUCGAAAAGUAUCGGUGGAUUGGACACUAGUACGAGAAAUGCGAGUAUCGACAUUGUCAAUUUUUCGAGAUUUUGUAACGAACUUGCGAUCAAAUUUUGGAUUGCAGCGAAUAACGGAUUGAGCAUCGGAAGAUCAUUUGUACUCUCACCGUUUGGUAUGAUUAGUCUUUUAGCGAUGAUUUUCCUUGGUGCCCGAGGAUCGACGUCCGAUCAAAUGAACGAGGUACUUGGCCUCGACAAUGUCGCCACUUUCAACCCACAUCUCAUUUUUCAAAAUGUAACUGACACGGUCAGCUUAGCGAGGCAUCAAGGCAUCGUUAAUGCAGCAUUCGUUCGUGAAUUAUUUGCGGACAAGGCUAAGGUGAGGAGAUUGUUGCCGUUCUACAAAGAACAAGCGCAACAAUUCUACGAAGGAUUAGUGGCUGAAGUAAAUUUUGCUACUAUCAGUGAUCUCGCACGACGUCGAACCAACCUUUUGAUUAGAAAACAAACCGGAGGUAGAAUAAAAGAUUUCGUAAAAAGCAAUACAGUUCCAUUAAGGUCGCCGCUUGCUGCAAUCUCAGCAAACGUAUUUCAAACAGACUGUAACACAAGUUUGAUCAGUGCAACAGGCCGAGACGGUGAAUUAUACUUUGCUGUUUCAUCUGCUCAUAGAUUGAGGAAGCUGAUUCCCGUUCCAGCCACUGUUUGGCGAUCGAAUGUGCUAGCUGGUUAUGAACCUAGUUUAGAUGCCACUGCAAUUGCUCUUGGAGGAAUCGACAAGCUCGUUUCAACGAUAUUCCUUGUACCCGGACAACAAGGUCAUGCUGCACCUGGCGAUACUCUGGAUCGUCUGGAGCAUAGACUGGUAAAAGGAAAUUUUCAGGAUGGAAGUUGGGAUAAACUUCUCAAGGUUCUCAUACCGAGAACAGGCCUUGAAUUACAAAUACCUAAAUUCAGUCAUAGGUCCAUUAUCAAUGCUACUGCUGCCUUGAAAAGAAUGGGUCUCGAUCAAUUAUUUUCAAGCCAUGCCGAUUUUAAAGGCAUCAACGGAAUUGGAAAUCGUUUAUUUUUGUCGGACGUUUUACAGAUGAAUUUGUUCAGCACGUGUGGAGAUGAAAACAUCGCGAAUGGACGACAUCACGUGGAAAUUUAUCCAGCAAGUCCCACUUUACGAAAUUCCCAUCACGAGGCGUCGAAUGCCGAACAACUAACAUCCAACAAAAUGAUACCAAUAGUGGAUAGCUGGUCGAAAAGUUAUCGUGCAAUUCCAUUUAAGGAGAUGGGAAGAAAUGUUGAAAAAUCAGAGGAUAAAUCUAGAUUGAAGUUAGACCAACCGUUCCUUUAUUUUGUACGGCACAAUCCAACUGGUCUCAUACUUCAUAUAGGCCGUUUCAAUCCUAGGCUACUAUAAAUGCAAAUCUAACGCCAUUCAGUUCGUUCUUUCCUACUUGACAUCGCGUUCUCGUUCAUUUUCUUCUUUUUCUUCUUUUUCUUUUCUUUCUUCUUUUUCCUUCUCCAUGUAUACAUAUAAUUGUAACGAACUUUUUUCCAAUGCUAUCACACAUUUCGUAUUUUUCAUUCUUUAUCUAA
Messenger RNA from Eufriesea mexicana, 5057 nucleotides. RefSeq lists its product as uncharacterized. The record is from RefSeq and is a predicted model, not a curated record. Bases 1 to 4878 code for a protein of 1625 amino acids. NCBI's taxonomy places the organism in Eukaryota, Metazoa, Arthropoda, Insecta, Hymenoptera, Apidae. The transcript has 4 exons. Gene Ontology annotation, molecular function: serine-type endopeptidase inhibitor activity.